Torulaspora delbrueckii is the source of this 2199-nucleotide messenger RNA. It is a transcript of the gene FYV8, whose product is annotated as Fyv8p. NCBI's taxonomy places the organism in Eukaryota, Fungi, Ascomycota, Saccharomycetes, Saccharomycetales, Saccharomycetaceae. Bases 1 to 2199 code for a protein of 732 amino acids. The record is from RefSeq and is a predicted model, not a curated record. The transcript has a single exon.
AUGUCUGAGCAGGUGGAGAGAAAGAAAUCGUACCGAUGGGUGAGUGCCGGACAUGCCACGUAUGAUGGGGCUGAUUGGGAUAGUAGUGAUGACUCGAUCGAUGAAAACGGGAAUGUGAAGAAGGGAGUUGUCAGAAAUGAUACGAUUUCCAAACUACCGGCUUUACCAAAACUACAUUACGAUGAUGAGAAUUCUGAAGUGGUACAAGAGGGCACGAAGGAGUCAUCACAGGAUUCAAAUAGGGAUCAGCUCUCAGAACGUAUCUGUCCGCAGUCUCUUGUAGCAGACGAUGGGAAUGAUGAGAUAACCACUUGGGAAACACCAAAACUGGCCAAGAUAUCAUCUCGGAAUAGCUCAAAGAGUUCAUUGCAGGUAAAAAGGACGCCUGUCAAUGAGGAUCUGGAGAACUUGAUGGCUCAAAUCUCGAAGGAAAUGACUCCGAAAAUUGAUCAGACAGAGGAUUUUAAUGAUGAUGAGGUCUCGCUGAACUCUGAUCGUAUUUCAAGCACUGGCCUAGAGAAGGAACCCUUGAGUGCUGGCGAAUCGGAUGACGAUCUUGAGGUUGCCAAGAAUGGCUACUUUGCAAAGUACGUAAAUGAUGAAGAGGAUAAAAAUUACGUGUCUAGCGGGGAAUCUUCGACGUCAGAUAUCGAUGUUAACGACAGGCAGCUACCGGCCUCUCCUGCUAGAGAGUUUGCUGACCACAACGAUAUGGCCAGUGAACGGGAAGAUGAAGAGAGUCAAAUCGUUUCGCCGCCUUUGGAAAAGCGGGAAUCCGUCUCGUCUAGACAUGAGUCACAUAAAACUCCACGCUCAUCGUUCGACUAUAGGUACUCAUCGGACGAGGUUGAUGAAGGUGAUGAAGGUGAUGAAGGUGAUGAAGGCGAUGACGCCCUGUCAUAUACUGAUUCUAUCCAACAUCAAAAUAAAGAGGUUUCUCCGGGGGAAGAACCAGAGUCAAGACCACGUAAAGAUUACCAAUACGAAGCACAGGAGGACGAUUUAGUUGUAGACUCCGAUGAGGAAAUUCAGGUGCCGAAAUCGGGAUACUUCAAUAAAAUGGUCCACAGCGAUGAGGAUUCCCACGAGGAUGAAGAGGAAAGGACAAUCCCUGAAACGAUCGAGAGCGCCGACGAGCCUGAAGAAGAGGAAUCAACAAACAGAACAGCAAUUAAGGCUAUUGAUAAUGAAGUUACUAAUGGCCUAGUAGCAGCGGAACAAGAUGCAGAAGGGAAAGAAAAGAGUGACGAUAAUCAGCCAGAGCUAGAGGAAACAAUAAUAGAAGAGAAUGAUGGUAAAGAGAACGAGGAAAAGCAACCUUCAACUCGACAAUCGAUCAAUCUGGGGAAAUGGAAGCCCGAUACAGGGGCUGCUAGAAGUGGUUUUGUACAAGAGACUUCUAAUAAUCCUCCUCCCGGAUAUGUUUAUGACGAAACCGGGAAGCUUGUUGACUUGACUCCCUCAAGUAUGAAAAGUCGGAUCGUUUCAACGUACUCUGAAGUCGAGAGUUCAUGGAAUGCAUUCCCUUCGGAAGGAAAAGAUGAUUUAGAAACAAUAAAAGACACCAAAACACUUUACGACAACAACACGAUACACAACGUUCCUGGGAUAAUAACAAAUAAUCAAAAUCUACCUCCACUACCGGAUAUCGUACAUCCAGUAACAAGCAACGACAGCUCUGAUGAUCCACGGUCUUUUGCCACUGGCAACUCAACCUAUACUACAUUAGAUGGUGAAGCGCACAGAGGACCAGGACAAACUCAUUUCAAAGAAGUGUUUACUGUUCCCGAACCAAAGGCGGAUGAGAUAGCAAAAGUUACCGGGCAAACCAAGGUACCAUACCUUGACAUGGUCAAAGUCCUCAACGGGAAAGCUUCUCAUGUUAACAAGAUCCAGCAAUUGAGAGAAUACUCUAAGCAAUUAGAUGAGUUCGAUAGUGGGAUCCAGACAUGGCUCAAUUACACACUAAAGUCAUCUUCUAAGACGGAUAGAGAUUUCAUCUUUGAUGAAUACAAAGUUAGCAAGCAUGUCAGGGACGCUUACGCGAACGCCGAUGAAUUGAGCAAGAAACAUACGGUCAGCAACACAGUGGCCAAUGUUAAUCAAAACGUCAGCCACUUGACAAGAAAAGUAUUUGCACACUCAAAGAAGUCGAGAGGCUUGUUUUCCUCUAUAGCGAAGAAAAAAGUUUCAAUCUAA